Mytilus trossulus (common blue mussel) is the source of this 511-nucleotide messenger RNA. RefSeq lists its product as uncharacterized. Bases 84 to 491 code for a protein of 135 amino acids. Lineage: Eukaryota; Metazoa; Mollusca; Bivalvia; Mytilida; Mytilidae. The transcript has 3 exons. The record is from RefSeq and is a predicted model, not a curated record.
UCCAGACAGGUUUUGUUUCUCAGGAUAAGAGAUAACAAUAAUAGAAAAAUAUCUCUUUAGUUCGACUAGACUAGAAGAUAAACAUGUGGAAAGAAAUAUUAAUAGUGUUAGCUAUUUCUUGUGCAGUUGCCACCGCUUCGAAGGAUGAGUGCAGGCAUGAUUCACAGUGCGGUUCAGAUGAAUGUUGUUAUUACCACGAAGGUCCAUUAAUACCUAGUAAGAAAAGACAGAGUAUUUUCUUUCCUGAACCUGUCACCGUACCAAUAAUGUUUCAAGGUGGAUGGUGUGAAAAAUACAAGAAACAAGGUGAAUACUGUUAUUACUUUAGCAAGAUGAAUGGACACUGUGAUUGCGGAGCUGGACUUAAGUGCACUUACAUAGCAGAUCCUACAAUGCCACCAAUGACCCCAUCUGGAGUAAUGACAGCAGAACACAAGCGAAUGGUGUUAUUUGGUGGACACACUGAAUGCCAACCAAUACCUUCAACAUAAGAAUAAAACAUAUUAAUAUA